This is a messenger RNA of Callorhinchus milii (elephant shark), 8337 nucleotides long. RefSeq names its product GCN1 activator of EIF2AK4 (gene gcn1). The record is from RefSeq and is a predicted model, not a curated record. Gene Ontology annotation, cellular component: cytosol. Gene Ontology annotation, molecular function: protein kinase regulator activity. Lineage: Eukaryota; Metazoa; Chordata; Chondrichthyes; Chimaeriformes; Callorhinchidae. Gene Ontology annotation, biological process: cellular response to amino acid starvation; regulation of translation.
GCUCCUCUUUCUUUUUCCGGUGUCGGGUCGAAAAUGGUGACGGGCUCACAGAUGUCAGAUACCCUGAAGAGGUUUGCUGCCAAGGUGACUACAUCUAGUGUGAAGGAGAGAUGGCAGAUCAUGUCAGAAUUGGGCAGCUGUGUCAAAGAAAAAGAUCUGCCAGACUCUGCUGUGAAAGGCUUGUGCAAACUCUUAUGCCUGACACUACAUCGAUACAGGGAUGCAAAGUCCCGGAGAGCCCUGCAGUCUGUCAUUCAGCAACUGGCUGAGAGUCACCCAGAGGCAACCACCAAACAUCUAUUGCAGUGUCUACAGUCCUCGGGAAUCAUCUGUAAGAAUGCCAUUCCAAGUAAGAGCAGUGGGUCAGCGGCUACCCUGGCUCUCGGCUGGACAUUGCUGCUGGUCAAGACUGUCUUCGCAGUGCCUGAAAAACGAGCCGGCGAGAUGUGGAUGCGAUUGGUGGAGCUGCAGUGCCUACUUUUAGCAGAGGUCCUGGGUGGCUGCAAAAAGACCGCUGUACGUGGGGUCCUAAAGAAAGUGAAACGCCUGUGGAACGAGAACCCAGGCCUGGCAGAGCAGUACCUCGUCACAGUGAUGGACCUAGAAACAAACCUCUUAUAUCUAGGGAUGUUGGGAGUGCUACUACAGUUCUGUUCAGAACAGAAGGACAUUGCCACCAUCAACAAGCAUAAGGAUGCACUGUUAGAUAUCUACGUGAAGGCUGUCCUGAUGAGCAAAUCCAAGCCUCCGAAACACCUUCUGGAAUGGUGUGAACCGCUGCUCCGUCAUGUUUCACAUCAGCAGUUUAAGGAUCUGUUGCUCCCGACUCUAAACAAAUCUACCUUGCGCAGCCCUGAGAAUGUUAUCGAGACCAUUUCCUUUCUGCUAUCGUCAGUAACCCUUGACCUCAGUCAGUAUGCAAUGGACAUUUCCAAAGGCCUUGCAAGCCAGCUGAAGUCCAACAAUACCCAGCUGAUGGAUGAGGCAGCCUUGGCUGUACGCAACCUGACUCACCAGUGCAGUGAUCCAGCUGCAGUUGAAUCACUUGUCAGACACCUCUUCGCAGUUCUUGGGGGUUCUGAAGGCAAACUGACUACUGCUGCUCAGAAGAUGAGCGUGUUGUCAGGGAUUGGAAACUGCAGUUACCAUACAGUCACUGGUGCAUCUAGUCAAACCCUGAGCGGUACAGUCACAGAGCUGUUCAUCCACUUCCUGCAGCAAGAAGUUCACGAGGGUACACUCCUGCACACCAUCUCCGUCCUUACCCUCUGGUGCAACAAGUUUACCACUGAGGUUCCUAAACAUCUGCUAGAAUGGUUCAAGAAGGCCUUCACUCUGAAAACCUCUACUUCUGCCAUUCGCCACGCGUACCUACAGUGUAUGCUUGCUUCCUUCCGUGGUGACACUUUACUCCAGGCACUGGACCUGUUGCCGCUGUUGCUCCAGGCAGUGGACAAAGUGGCAGCCCAGAGUAGCCAGGUUGCCAUAGUAUCAGAAGGUGUUGCUGCGGCUGUUCUGAUCUGCAGGCUCUCUGUGGUGGAAGCACAGAUUGAACCGAAGCUGGCUACUUUCUGGCAGUUAGUUUUAGAUGAAAAGAAACAGUUUUUCACUUCAGAGAAAUUCCUUUCUGUCGCGUCUGGGGAAGCGCUGUGCACAAUAUUACAGCUAACUGAGAGACUGCUUACCGACCUCCCGGAAAUCAAGGGCCAGAUGUAUCACAGAGCCCUGGUCGCGGUACUGCUGAAUAAAACGUGGCGGGUUCGCAAGCAAGCGCAGCAGAUGGUCAGGAAAUUGCUCUCAUCUCUGGGUGGUGUUAAACUAGCAUAUGGAUUGCUGGAGGAACUCAAAGUUGUCCUUAGUUCCCAUAAGGUGAUGUCUCCUGACCUGUUGGUGACGGAAACCGGUGAGCCAACGGAAACGGGGAAGUCUUAUAUCCCACCACGUAUGCUACUGGAAGCACUAAGUGUGAUAACAAGUAUUCCUGGGUUGGAGACUGAUGUCCGUGAAGCAGAGAGAUUAGCCAGAGAGAUUCUAUUUAUGGCACAUCAUCCUUCCAUAGAGGUUGCCCAUGUUGGACUUUGGUCAACGAUUCUCUUACGGCUUAAGUUGGACCCUCGUGAAUUCAUUAAGAAAUAUUUGGAAGAAAUCUUGCCCAGCGUAGGCUCUCAGUCAGCCAGGGAUCAGGCUACCUUGAAUGCUAUGGGCUCAAUGGCGGUACUGGCUUCAGGAUAUGUGUUGCCCCGUCUCAGCAACUUGGUCACGAGCAUGUUGGGGAAGCAGGCUUUACACCUGGUGACGAGAGAAGAGUUUGAGAUCCUGCAGACUCCCGAGGGAGAACUACAUGACAAGUCCCUCAUCCUGAGCACCCAACAAGAAACUGCAAAGAAAAGCAAUAUGAAACGGGAAAACAAGGCUUACUCCUUCAAGGAGCAAAUCAUCGACCUGGAACUAACAGAGGAGCUAAAAAAGAAGAAGGGUCUGAAAGAGGAGGUGCAACUGAGCAAGAAACAGAAAGAAAUGCUACAGACUCAGCUGGAGAGGGAGGGCGCCAUCAGGAAGAAACUACAGCAGCUGGAUGAGGAAUUGCAGUCUGCUCUGAAUGUGUUAAACACAGUUAUCAAGAGGAACCCAACCGAUUUGUCGAAGCACAUCCCAGCUCUUAUUCGCUCGUUCCUCCCACUCUUCAGUUCACCGCUUGUGGCUCCCAGGCUAAUCGAACCAUUCUUGGCAAUGGGUGCGUGUGUCAUGCCAGCUGACCUCCAAUAUCUCGGUUCCCUAAUCGGACACGUGACCCUUCGGGUGCUGAAGCCUGAGUGCUGCUUGGAUGAAGCUUGGGGUCAGGAAGAUGUGUUGACGUCCACCGCCCGUGCCGUGUGUAUGCUGCGUUCACGCACUGUCCCCAGCCGCAGUGGCAAGGUUGAGUCAGACGUGAAACCCCUCGCAGCACCGGCAUUUGCGUAUUGCUUCCCCCUGCUCAAGGUGGUAUUGACGGACACUGUAAAUGACACUGAAGAGAAGGAAGGGAUGCUAAUUCAGGCACUUCAAGUAAUCAGUGAGCAUUCUCAGCUGCGAUCAGCUGGUGACGAUGUGGAUGAGCUAAUCGAUGAGAACGGCCCUGAGCUGCUGCCACGGACGGAGAUGCUGUUGCUGCUAACGAGAGUCAUGGGUACAAGCUCACCCCGACUGCAGGUCCUGGCAUCCAAUACGCUGACAUCGCUGUGUGCCAGUAGCAGUGGAGAGGAAGGCUGUGCCUACGCUGAACAGGAGGAGAUUGAUGUCCUGUUGCAGGCCUUGCUAUCACCGUGCUCUUCAGUACGAGAUGCCGCGCUCAGGGGAUUGUUGGAGAUGAACAUGGUGCUGCCCACCCCAGACAGUGAUGAGAAAAAUGGAUUGAACCUGUUACGCAGACUGUGGGUUUCACAGUUUGACGUGGACGAGGAAAGCAGACUGCAAGCUAAGAAGUUAUGGGAUACCAUGGGACUGGAGCUCCAGCCAGAUCUUUGCUCCUUGCUCAUUAAGGAUGUGAUAUACCACGAGGAAGCAAUACGACAUGCGGGGGCAGAAGCACUAUCAAAUGCUGUAGCACAGUAUCAGUCGCAGGCUGCACAAGUGAUGACCAAACUGAUAGAGAUUUACCAGGAGAAGCUCUUUAGGCCACCUCCGGUGUUGGACGCACUUGGUCGAGUUAUCUCUGAAUCUCCACCUGACCAGUGGGAAGCCAGGUGUGGGAUUGCCUUAGCUUUGAAUAAACUCUCUGAGUACCUUGAUGGAUCCCAGGUGAAGCUUCUCUUCCAGUUCUUUGUACCUGAAGCCUUGAAUGACCGGCAUGCUGAGGUCAGGAAGUGUAUGCUGGAUGCAGCUUUGUCAGCCCUCAACACCCACGGAAAGGACAAUGUGAAUUCUCUGCUGCCGGUGUUUGAAGAGUUCCUGCGCAAUGCUCCCAACGAUGCCAGCUACGAUGCUGUCAGACAGAGCGUGGUAAUCCUUAUGGGUUCACUGGCCAAACAUUUGGACAAGAGUGAUCCUAAAGUCAAACCCAUCGUAGCCAAGCUCAUCACUGCCCUCUCCACACCAUCCCAGCAGGUUCAGGAGUCAGUGGCCAGCUGUCUGCCUCCCCUGGUUCCUGCCAUUAAAGAUGAUGCAGCUGGGAUGGUUCGGAAGCUGCUCCAGCUGCUGCUGGAGUCGGAUAAAUACGCCGAGAGGAAAGGGGCAGCGUAUGGCCUGGCCGGCCUGGUGAAGGGGCUGGGCAUCCUCUCACUGAAACAGCAGGAAAUAAUGGGAACGUUAACAGAAGCCAUUCAGGACAAGAAAAACUUCAGGAGACGAGAAGGUGCUCUGUUUGCCUUUGAGAUGCUGUGCAAUAUGCUGGGGAAACUCUUUGAGCCGUACGUAGUCCAUGUGCUCCCUCACCUGCUGCUGUGUUUUGGUGAUGGAAACCAGUACGUGCGAGAGGCAUCUGAUGACACCGCAAAGGCUGUGAUGCGUAACCUGAGCGCACACGGUGUGAAACUGGUUCUGCCAUCACUGCUUGUUGCUCUGGAAGAGGAGUCCUGGAGAACUAAAGCAGGUUCAGUUGAAUUACUGGGCGCCAUGGCAUACUGUGCUCCCAAGCAGCUGUCGUCCUGUUUGCCAAAUAUUGUGCCCAAAUUGACCGAAGUAUUAACAGACUCCCACGUGAAAGUGCAGAAAGCCGGACAACAAGCCCUGCGGCAGAUUGGAUCUGUUAUCAGGAACCCUGAGAUCUUAGCAAUCACUCCCGUUUUACUGGACGCCUUGACAGACCCGUCCAGGAGGACCCAGCUGUGCCUCCAGACACUGCUCGAUACUAAAUUUGUUCACUUUAUUGAUGCUCCGUCUCUGGCACUGAUCAUGCCCAUAGUACAGAGAGCAUUCCAGGACCGAUCCACAGAUACUCGUAAAAUGGCUGCUCAGAUCAUAGGCAACAUGUAUUCCCUUACAGACCAGAAGGAUCUUGCACCGUACCUGCCCAGUGUCAUGCCAGGUCUGAAGCUGUCUUUGCUGGAUCCUGUUCCAGAGGUUCGUACUGUGUCGGCGAAGGCACUGGGAGCGAUGGUGAAGGGAAUGGGUGAGUCGUGUUUCGAUGACCUGUUACCUUGGCUGAUGGAGAUGUUGGCUUCGGAGCAGAGUUCCGUCGAUCGAUCCGGAGCAGCACAAGGCAUGGCUGAGGUGAUGGCUGGACUGGGAGUCGAAAAACUAGAAAAGCUCAUGCCAGACAUCGUGGCCACUGCCAGUAAGGUGGAGAUCGCACCUCAUGUCCGUGACGGCUAUAUGAUGAUGUUCAUCUACCUGCCCGUCACCUUCGGAGACAAGUUCACUGCAUACGUGGGAGCCAUUAUACCCUGCAUUCUGAAGGCUCUGGCGGACGAGAAUGAAUUUGUGCGUGACACUGCGCUCCGCGCUGGACAGCGAAUCAUCAGCAUGUACGCUGAGACCGCCAUCGCCCUCCUGCUGCCAGAACUGGAACAAGGACUGUUUGAUGACAACUGGAGAAUCAGGUUCAGCUCAGUGCAGCUGCUGGGAGACCUACUUUUCCAUGUGUCGGGUGUGACAGGAAAGAUGACCACAGAGACUGCCUCAGAAGAUGACAACUUUGGCACAGCUCAGUCUAAUAAGGCUAUCAUUAAUGCUCUUGGUGAGGACAGGCGAAACCGGGUGCUUGCUGGGCUCUACAUGGGCCGUUCUGAUACACAGCUGGUCGUGCGUCAGGCCUCGCUCCACGUCUGGAAGAUCGUUGUGUCCAACACACCGCGGACACUGCGGGAGGUCCUGCCGACCCUCUUUGGCUUGUUACUGGGUUUCUUGGCGAGCACGUGUGCAGACAAGAGAACGAUUGCUGCCAGGACACUGGGUGAUCUUGUGCGGAAGCUCGGAGAAAAGAUCCUGCCAGACAUCAUUCCUAUCCUGGAGGAGGGAUUGAGAUCAGAGAAGAGCGAUGAGAGGCAGGGCGUCUGCAUUGGCCUCAGUGAGAUCAUGAAAUCCACCAGCAGAGACGCAGUUCUUGUCUUCUCUGAGUCUCUGGUUCCCACCGUGCGGAAGGCCCUUUGUGAUCCUUUGGAAGAAGUCCGAGAGGCAGCGUCCAAAACAUUUGAGCAACUACACUCAACAAUCGGGUACCAGGCCCUAGAAGACAUCCUGCCAUCCUUGCUACAACAGCUUGAUGAUGAAGAAAUGUCAGAAUUUGCUCUGGAUGGACUGAAGCAAGUGAUGGCAGUAAAGAGUCGUGUUGUUCUCCCUUAUCUCGUGCCAAAGCUUACCGCUCCCCCGGUGAACACACGGGUGCUCGCAUUCCUGUCUUCUGUAGCAGGAGAUGCAUUGACACGACACCUCAGUGUGAUACUGCCUGCUCUGAUGACUGCACUGAAGGACAAGAUGGGAACCAGCGAAGGACAAGAGGAGCUGGCAAACUGUCAUACAGUCAUUCUUUCUGUGGUGGAUGAAGUUGGUCAAAGAAUAAUUCUGGAGGAUCUUCUGGAGGCCACGAAGAACCCGGAUGUUGGAAUGCGCAAAGCUGCAGCAACCAUCAUCAACACUUACUGCUCCAAGUCCAAGGCUGACUAUUUCCCCCACGUUAGGAAUCUGAUGGCUGGUUUAAUCAGACUCUUCAAUGAUGCCGAUGAAACUGUCCUCAAUGAGAGCUGGGAUGCUCUCAGUGCAGUAACCAAGAAGUUGGAUUCUGGCGGCCAGCUGUCCUUGAUUGAUGAUCUGCACAAAGAUAUCCGUGCAGCAGCUGCGGACGCAAAAGGAGAACAUCUGCCAGGGUUCUGUAUUCCUAAAAAGGGGGUUACGUCAAUCCUGCCAGUUCUGCGAGAGGGUGUUCUGACCGGGAGCCCUGAGCAGAAGGAGGAAGCUGCCAAAGCUCUCGGACUCGUUAUCAAAUUGACUUCAGCAGAAGCCCUGAAACCGUCUGUGAUCAACAUCACUGGACCUCUGAUCCGCAUCUUGGGCGAUCGGUUCAGCUGGAACGUGAAGGUGGCUCUGCUGGACACCCUCAGCUUGCUGCUCGGCAAGGUAGGGAUUGCCCUGAAGCCCUUCCUUCCUCAACUUCAAACCACGUUUACAAAAGCCUUGUCUGACGCAAACCGUGCUGUCCGCCUGAAAGCCGCAGAAGCACUGGGGAAUCUGAUUGUCAUUCACACCAAGGUGGAUCCGCUGUUUACAGAACUAUUAAACCUUAUUCGAAACGCAGAGGACUCCAGCGUAAGAGAGACAUUGCUUCAGGCACUCCGCUUUGUAACACAGGGGGCCGGGGCCAAGGUUGAUGGAACCAUCCGCAAAAACAUCACCACGAUGUUGUUAGGAAUGCUCGGACAUGAUGAGGAUGCCACUCGCAUGGCCUCAGCCGGGUGUCUCGGGGAGCUGUGUGCAUUCAUAUCAGAUGAUGAACUCAAUACAAUUCUACAACAGCAUCUUUUGGCUGAUGUAUCUGGUAUUGACUGGAUGGUGAGACAUGGACGGAGUAGCCUCUCUGUGGCAAUGAAAGCAGCUCCCGGACGGCUUUGCACACCUGAGUACAACAGCACGGUGCUGGACAUGAUCAUCGCCAGUGCUACAGCAGACAGGAUUCCUAUUGCCAUGAGUGGAAUCCGAGCCAUGGGUUUCCUGCUGAAACAUCAAAUGCAGUUAAAGGAUGAGUCAGUAUCCCCCAAACUUCUCUCUCUACUCGUAAAGAGCUUGCAGAACUCAGCCAGCGAUCUGAAACUCAUAGCAGAGAAAAUGAUCUGGUUGGUGAACAAAGACAAUUUACAGCCUCUUGAAAUUCAGACCAUCAAGCCAAUUCUGAAAGCCUUACUGGACAAUACAAAGGACAAAAACACCAGCGUGAGAGCGUACAGUGAACAGGCAAUUGUCAGCUUGCUCAGGUUACGAGAAGGUGAAGAGAUUUAUCAGAAUGUGUCCAAAAUUCUUGAUACCGCUAGUCUGGAUUUACUAGCUGAGAGCUACCGGCGAUCUCUGAAGAAACUUGCCAGCCAGCCAGAGUCAACAGAACACAUCGAUGACACCAUCCUAACAUGACGGGAAAGAAUCCCAAAGCCUCUAGCAUCAGCUUCAUGUCAAAAGUUUGUUUAAUUUUGUUUGAAAAUGCUGUUGCCAUUGGACAGGACCUCCUUGAUUGUUUCUGCAGCAUCCUGUGCUGAAAUUGGGUUUGUGUGGAGAGUGAAUCGUGGUGUUUGUGAUGUAAUGAAGAAAUGACUGCCUGUGAUCACAUUAACAGCAGUACAGGGACCUCGAUUCAAUGGGCCAGAGAGUGGCGAAGUACACAGACUUUCAAAAAAGUAAUCGUUUAAUAAAGACUUAAAUAAGUCAAAAAUCUGUGAA